ACCCGACAUGAGACGAUAGCAACGGCAUGCAUGGCGAAGAAAGCUCCUGUAUAUACCUAAUUCAUUUCUAAUUCUAAUUCUUCUGAAGAUUGUCUUAACUGUCUGCUUCCUAUCUUUGUACAAAGCUACAAGAGGUCAGAGGAACGAUGUAUUUGCUUUAUUGUUGAUAUGUUCAUUGCUGCAAAUCCCCUUCAAUGGAGUACAUUCGUUUCCGCGAGACUACCAAAAACAUGUAUUAUUUGCCAACUGUGUAUUAUAGCUAAGGUUGUGAAUAAUCGAGGAAGUUUCGGUUUUAGCUGUUCCGUUAUAGUGACAGUAGCAGUAGUAUUCAGCACGCUUACUACCAAAUGCCCAACAAGGCUCGCAUUUGUCGCUUUCAACGUCCAAACUCCAAAGUAUGCACAUCCGAUAAGACAGAUCAACGCUCAAUGCCUCGGUCCCUCGCUUCGAGGCUGUCUGUCCCAUUCAGCCCCAGUGUUGACGUCGCCUGAUCGACAGCAAUCCCGCCCCGAUCAGCAUCCCUCUUGCUUGCUACUUGCAUUUCCCGCCUGGGAUUCCCAAGCCACCACGCCCCAAGGCCCCUCGAGUGCCAAAUCCGUCCGCCUUGCAAUUCGCCUACGCGAAUGCAAAGCCGGCCGAUCUCAAUUCCCCUUCGUGGCUCUCUCUGUCUUUCUCUCGCCCUCAUCACAUCACACCACGACCCCUCUUCUCCCGUGCCCAGGUUAUCUCCCUGGUGCUUCCAGGAAUAGAAUCAAAGUAGACUCCUAGGAGGAACUGGAUGAAGUUGGAAGCGCGGAAGCAGCGGAAUCUCGUGUGGAUAUGAAAAAGUGUGUACUCAGUAGCUGCUGGGAUUAUUCGUACCAGCAUUUUAGUAUGUAGGACAGUGCAUAUGCAUCCAUGGCAUCCUUAUUGCCUUAUGCAGUCAUCACCACGAAAGAGUCUAGAUCCUUUCGUUUUCUUUUUUGCUUUUUCUUCUUCUUUCUUUUUGAUUUAUGUUUUUAUAUUCGGGGAGAGAAAGGCAAAUCGAAAAAAAAAAAAAAAAAAAAAAAAA
This is a messenger RNA of Aspergillus japonicus CBS 114.51, 1051 nucleotides long. RefSeq lists its product as uncharacterized. The transcript is spliced from 2 exons. NCBI's taxonomy places the organism in Eukaryota, Fungi, Ascomycota, Eurotiomycetes, Eurotiales, Aspergillaceae. The record is from RefSeq and is a predicted model, not a curated record. Bases 169 to 768 code for a protein of 199 amino acids.